GCCCUGCCCACCCACCAAAAGGAACAGAGUACAAAACGUGCACUACGUGCAGUCACAAAUCUAGGUUGUUUGUACUUGUUGUACACCCGUACCCUUCCACACUCCCUCCCUCUCUUACUGCAGUCUGCUUGGACCAUUGACGUGAAGGCUUCAUAACUUGAUCUCGCAACUCUUCUACAAAAAUGGUGAAUCUCGGAGAAAUCUUCCCCAAUUUCACUGCUCCGACGAGCCAGGGUGAGAUAACCUUCCACGACUGGCUUGGAGAUAAAUGGGGAAUCCUGUUCUCCCACCCUGCUGAUUACACCCCAGUGUGCACGACGGAGCUUGGUACUGUAGCUAAACUUGAGCCAGAAUUCACAAAAAGAAAUGUGAAACUUAUUGCUUUGUCCAUCGAUGACGUCGAAAGCCACAACGGUUGGAUUAAGGACAUUCAAGCAGAUUCUCAACUGAAAGGGGAAUUUCCUUUCCCAAUCAUUUCUGAUAAUCGUGACCUGGCCGUGAAGUUUGGCAUGUUGGAUCCUGAUGAGAAAGACAAGGCUGGCCUUCCCCUGACUGCUCGUUGCGUGUUCAUUGUUGGUCCAGAUAAGAAGUUGAAACUGUCCCUUCUGUACCCAGCAACGACUGGCAGGAACUUUGAUGAGAUCCUACGUGUGGUGGACUCCCUGCAGUUGACUGCGACCAAGAAAGUUGCGACCCCUGCAAACUGGCAGCAAGGGGGAGAUUGCAUGGUGAUACCCUCUGUCAAGCAGGAAGACAUUCCAAAGCUGUUCCCCAAGGGGGUGACAAUGAAGCCAGUCCCCUCCGGGAAGAGUUACCUCCGCUACACCCCUCAGCCAGAGUAGAGUAAACCCAUCACUCUGCACUGUGUUACUAUGCAGUGGGCGACUGCAUUCAGGAGACAGGGGGUGUCCAAUCAGAUUGUCCCACCAAUUUGUGCGAAAAAAGACAUCGGUUUGUAUGAUUUGAUUGACACUUUUUAAACUGUGUUUAGUUUGCAUAAAUUUGCAUAUUUGAGUUAAUUAGUCAGGGAAUAAGGUUACAAGAAGUGCCUCUGCAUUUUUUUUUAAAUAAAAUCAUAAUAAAUCAUAAGUAAAUUAUCUUUCAUCUCAUCUUAACACUACAAAAGAUAACUUCUGUCUAUUUUCUAGAUGUAAUUAUUUUUAUAUUAUAUAUUUUUGAGUGUUGUUUGUUCACAGUUCUUUGGGUGUUACUGGACGGUAUAUGAGGGUUGUGCAUCUAUGAAACAAAACAAAUUACUUAACUAUAUUCUUCUUUUUGUUCAAAAGAAUUUAAUUCUUGUGUGUCUUUAGUAAGUAAUCAUCUUUGAGAGUUUUAGUAUAAAUGUUUGGCUAAAAAGUUAUAAGUACCACUUGCCGCAUGACCAAUGAAAAGAAACUUCCAAGUUUAAAUGACUCCUUCAAUCUCCACAAAAACUGUUGAUUCGCAAAAACGCAAAACGAAA
Molecule: messenger RNA, 1462 nt
Organism: Asterias rubens (European starfish)
Lineage: Eukaryota; Metazoa; Echinodermata; Asteroidea; Forcipulatida; Asteriidae
Product: peroxiredoxin-6-like
Exons: 6
Coding region: 183-842 (219 amino acids)
Biological process (GO): cell redox homeostasis; cellular oxidant detoxification
Cellular component (GO): cytosol; mitochondrion
Molecular function (GO): peroxiredoxin activity
Source: RefSeq, a predicted model, not a curated record